AUGGACCGAUUCUUCUUCCUCCUCUUCUCCAGCCCCCCUGCCCCUUCUACAUCACAAAUCGACACCGAAAUUCGACAUCACAUCGACACUGGAAAGCCCUGGUCCGGGCCACUCGACAAAUCGAUCAGACAGAGCUUCGUGGAGAAUCUCCGAAGUAAAUGCCACUCAUGGGCGACCCUCAAGAACACCGGCUAUAGGAUGGACCCCACACAAAAAGGAUAUCAGCAUGCCCCCCAAGGCGGACCCCAAAAGCGCGCUGCAGUCGCGCUAGACUGCGAGAUGGUCCAAACGGAGAACGGGCAAGAGUGCGUGCAACUUUGCGCGGUGGAUAUGAUUACAGGAGAGGCGAUCGUUGAUGUUGGCGUGUUCCCUCUGGCCCGGGUGACAAACUGGGUUACGAGAUAUAGCGGCAUGAGCUGGAAGAGGCUCAAGGCCAUGGAAAAGAAAGGCAAGACCGUGCACGGUUGGCCUUCUGCGAGGGAAAGACUGUUCAAGUACAUCAAUAGGGACACGGUGCUGGUGGGACACGCCCUCGAAAACGACCUCAAGACUCUCGGCAUCGUUCACGAUAACAUCGUCGACACCUCGAUCUUGACAAAGGAGGUGGUGGAGGAGCAUAUUGGGGUUUGUGGACGAAAGUGGGCCCUCAGAAAGCUAACAGCUGCUUUUGUGGGCAUUGCCAUCCAGAACUCAAGCUCGGGCCACGACUGCAUGGAGGACACCAUGGCCACUCGCGAGGUCCUCCUUGUUUGUCUCCUGAAGCCUGACGUCCUGGAGCAGUGGGCGGUUGAGGCGGCUGUUGAAGAGGGCCGGGUUGGAAAUGGACCCGCAUACGGCGGAGUGGAAGACUUUAUGUGA
Molecule: messenger RNA, 858 nt
Organism: Aspergillus steynii IBT 23096
Lineage: Eukaryota; Fungi; Ascomycota; Eurotiomycetes; Eurotiales; Aspergillaceae
Product: putative RNA exonuclease
Exons: 1
Coding region: 1-858 (285 amino acids)
Biological process (GO): ribosomal large subunit assembly; rRNA processing
Cellular component (GO): nucleus
Molecular function (GO): exonuclease activity; nucleic acid binding
Source: RefSeq, a predicted model, not a curated record